CAACAACAUAAUCAACAACAACAACAAAAACAACCUCAAAAACAAUAUCAACAGCAUCAGCAACCGCAAAAUCAACACCACCAGCAGCCACAAGAACUUCGGCAACAACUACAUCAGCAACCCAGCCAUCAACAAUGUGUUAAAGAUGAUCAACAAACAUUUCCCGCCGACGAUGAGCAACAACAACAACAGCAACAACUACAACAGCCAUACUGCCAAGAACAACCACAACAACAACAAAAUGAAACAUGCACCGAACAGCCACAAGAGUCGCAGCAACAGCCACAACAAUCGCAGCAGUCACAGCAGCAGCUUCAACAAACGUACCAGGAUCAACAACUAA
Molecule: messenger RNA, 343 nt
Organism: Helobdella robusta
Lineage: Eukaryota; Metazoa; Annelida; Clitellata; Rhynchobdellida; Glossiphoniidae
Exons: 1
Source: RefSeq, a predicted model, not a curated record